GGUUACUUUUUAAGGUGUAUUUUUUGACAAUGUUCUUUUCAAAUCUACUCCCAAUUGGCAUCACGCGUUAUUCGUUGCUCCUUACUAAAACGUAACAAUGUCGGGAGGACUUGAUAUAUUAACUCUUAAAGAAGAUGAUGUUACUAAAAUGUUAGUGGCUACAACACAUAUUGGGUCUGAAAAUGUAAAUUUUCAAAUGGAACAAUACAUUUAUAAAAGGCGUCCUGAUGGUGUAAAUAUAAUCAAUUUGGGCAAAACAUGGGAGAAGUUAUUAUUAGCUGCUCGUGCAAUAGCUGCGAUAGAGCAUCCGCAGGAAGUUUAUGUCAUUUCAUCUCGCCCGGUUGGUCAGCGUGCAGUCCUUAAAUUUGCAAAAUACACUGACUCCACUCCUAUUGCUGGUCGUUUUACCCCUGGUGCAUUCACAAAUCAAAUUCAACAAGCUUUCAGAGAACCACGUCUCUUAGUUGUCACAGAUCCUAUGACGGAUCAUCAACCUAUUAUUGAGGCUUCGUAUGUCAACAUUCCAGUUAUUGCUUUUUGUAAUACUGAUAGCCCUUUGCGUUAUAUUGAUAUUGCGAUUCCAUGCAACAACAAAUCAAAUGAUUCAAUUGGAUUAAUGUGGUGGUUCUUAGCACGUGAAGUACUACGUUUGCGCGGAACAAUUUCUCGACAACCAGAAUGGAAUGUAGUUGUUGAUUUGUUCUUUUAUCGCGAUCCAGAAGAAACUGAGAAAGAAGAAGCUGGAGCAAAAGAACUUUUGCCGGCAACGAAAUUGGACGAUGCUGUUGAACCAGGACCUGAAGAACCAAGUAAUUGGGCUGAUGAAGUUGCAGCUUCAAUGCCGGCAGCUACUGAAGACUGGAAUGAAGAAGAUCCUGUUAAAGGUUCAUGGGGUGGAGAUGGAACCUUUUAAAUAUGAUUAUUGAAAAAUUUUGUCAAUAAAAAUAUGAAAUGAAACAAAAUCAA
Condylostylus longicornis is the source of this 966-nucleotide messenger RNA. It is a transcript of the gene sta, whose product is annotated as 40S ribosomal protein SA. NCBI's taxonomy places the organism in Eukaryota, Metazoa, Arthropoda, Insecta, Diptera, Dolichopodidae. Gene Ontology annotation, molecular function: structural constituent of ribosome. Bases 98 to 913 code for a protein of 271 amino acids. Gene Ontology annotation, cellular component: ribosome; cytosolic small ribosomal subunit; 90S preribosome. The transcript has 3 exons. The record is from RefSeq and is a predicted model, not a curated record. Gene Ontology annotation, biological process: ribosomal small subunit assembly; cytoplasmic translation.